Molecule: messenger RNA, 1341 nt
Organism: Canariomyces notabilis
Lineage: Eukaryota; Fungi; Ascomycota; Sordariomycetes; Sordariales; Chaetomiaceae
Exons: 4
Coding region: 404-844 (146 amino acids)
Source: RefSeq, a predicted model, not a curated record
AACGGAGUUCACCGUGUUUUACGGGAUACGAGUAAAGUACUGUAUGUACCUACCUAGGUACUCUGCUUCACCCAAUUCAGUCUCGAUCACCUUCAAGGGCACAUCUCCAAGCCAACAGAUUGAACUGCAUCCCACUUGAAAAGUGCUUAUAAACGCUGUUCGCUGUAAACAAACGUCGUUGAGCAAUCUCCCACAAACAGAUUGUAGAGAGCGAACUAAACUCUUUACUGCUUCAUAGGACCAAAAACAAGAUUUCGUGCCAGCAUAAAAUGGAUCAUCAUUCUCUUACAAUCACACAACGUUACCCCUCUCAACACCACUCCAAACCACACAUUGAACUGAUCGAAGCAUCCCCCUCCUGACUCCUCGCCCACCUUUCCACGACGUUAAGGACACUGUUAACAUGGCUACCGCCGACACCGUUGAGCUUGGAGAAGCUCACGAGCCGAAGGAGGAGUCCCUCAAUGUGUUCAAGCAGAUUCAGCAUGAGCUGAAGAAGACGCUGGUGCACAUCCGUCACGAACAUAACAAGCACGAGCCCGAGUAUUUCGCCGCUGUCGAGCACCUGAGCGAUGCGCAGCUAGCCGGCUUUGGGCCCGACGACCUGCACCAAGUCCGUGUCGCCGUGUCUGCAUACGGCGUGCACCUGUUCGGCAAGGUGCGCAUCCCCGCCAUGCCCGAUGACGGCCCAGCUUAUAUCCACUUCCGUGCCUUCACCGGCGGGCCCGAUGACACGGCCACACUGCAUAGUAUCCACACGGAGGACAAAGAGGAGCCUGACGGGGGACACACCUACCGGGCAAUCUUUACCAAGAAUGACCCACUAGAGUGGUUCGAUACCUAGAGUAUGGCACGGAUGGGUGUAAAGCAUCUCCCAAUCAGGAUGUUCCUCAGAAGCCUGGACGGCCAGAAGGGGGGAAAGGAAGAUGAGAAUAUUUUGCGUUAUGCAAGGCCUGGCAAAGCCGAAGCACAUUGUACCAGGGAUGUAAUUUGACAUUUGACUUGGUCCCUGCUUGUACUCUAGCCAUCCAAAUCAUCGGGCUCUGCUGCCAACAUCUCAGCGUAGUCAUCGGCCGAUGCAAAUGUUGGAAGGCUCUUGAUCUCCUUCCUGCUGAGCCUGCCCUUACGGCGCUCCUUGGCGGACAGCUCCUUUCCGGUAUCACGACGACCCUCAUCCUCGCUCGAGCUGCCUUCGACACUCUCCUCGGACUCGUCAAAGAUGCCUUCAAAGCCAGUGUCAUCCCCAGACACCUCGGAUUCAAUGUCUGACAUGUCCUCGUCAAGCGCAGGGCCGUCGACGUCCAUGUCGUUGUCCGAGUAGUCGUAACCAUCCAGAUCCAU